Molecule: messenger RNA, 1011 nt
Organism: Rhincodon typus (whale shark)
Lineage: Eukaryota; Metazoa; Chordata; Chondrichthyes; Orectolobiformes; Rhincodontidae
Product: serine/threonine-protein phosphatase 2A 56 kDa regulatory subunit epsilon isoform-like
Exons: 7
Coding region: 192-848 (218 amino acids)
Biological process (GO): signal transduction; protein dephosphorylation
Cellular component (GO): protein phosphatase type 2A complex; cytosol; nucleus
Molecular function (GO): protein phosphatase activator activity
Source: RefSeq, a predicted model, not a curated record
UCUGUUCCUGAGUCCAUUCACAAGUCAAUUUGUAUGUAAGGCAGAACAUAAUUGCACUACACCAAUAAGCGGCGCAGAGUCAGGAAGGAGAAAUCACUUCCAAAGUGAGACACAACCUGAACGUUUCCACGACUGAAAAGGCAUUGCUCUUCCAGAAGAAAUUGCAACAGUGUUGCGUUGUAUUUGACUUCAUGGAUUCACUAUCAGAUCUUAAAAUGAAGGAGUACAAGCGCUCUACCCUUAAUGAACUGGUGGACUUUGUUGCAGUGGGUCGAGGAGUCUUGACAGAACAAACAUACCCUGAAGUAGUUAAAAUGGUUUCUUUCAAUAUAUUUAGGACGCUUCCACCGUCAGAAUCUUCAGAGUUUGAUCCAGAAGAAGAUGAACCAAUGCUGGAAGCAUCCUGGCCUCAUUUACAGCUUGUAUAUGAGUUCUUCAUUCGGUUUUUGGAGAGUCAAGAAUUCCAACCGAGUAUUGCCAAAAAAUAUGUAGAUCAGAAAUUUGUAUUGCAGCUUUUAGAAUUAUUCAACAGUGAAGAUCCCCGAGAGCGAGACUACCUGAAGACUGUUUUGCACAGAAUUUAUGGGAAGUUUCUUGGACUUAGAGCGUUUAUCCGGAAGCAAAUUAACAAUAUUUUUCUACAAUUUAUUUAUGAAACAGAACGUUUUAAUGGUGUAGCAGAACUUCUGGAAAUAUUAGGAAGUAUAAUAAACGGGUUUGCAUUGCCCCUGAAGGCUGAACACAAACAAUUUCUGAUUAAGGUUCUGCUUCCUUUGCAUACUGUGAGGAGUUUAUCACUUUUCCAUGCGCAGGUAGGAAUGUUACUUGAUCUGCUUCUAAUUUUCUAGUACUCAGUUGUUCAGAUGGAGAUUGCUCAUGUUCAGAAGUGAAAGUGACCAUUGAUUUCGUCCAUUUGUGAAAUUGUGCAACAGAGGGCAGACAUGAUCAUUCCCAUUUCACUUUUCUCUCUACUUUGUGAAAGUUUAUUUUCUCCCUUUUAAAGGCUAUAUA